Molecule: messenger RNA, 488 nt
Organism: Gloeophyllum trabeum ATCC 11539
Lineage: Eukaryota; Fungi; Basidiomycota; Agaricomycetes; Gloeophyllales; Gloeophyllaceae
Product: NADH dehydrogenase alpha subcomplex subunit 2
Exons: 3
Coding region: 73-354 (93 amino acids)
Source: RefSeq, a predicted model, not a curated record
GGGUUCGAGACUCAACUUCUCUGGAUAUUCACCGCUCUCCUCCUGCACCUUGACGCUCAGUCCUUUCGAGUCAUGUCCGCAUUCACCAAAGUCCUGUCCCCCGCUCUCCGGGAAAUACGAAUUCUCUGCUCGCAGACGGGGAGUGCUUCGGAAGGCACGAGGCAAUUCAUCAAGUCGACGUACCCCGUGAUUAAGCAGCACAAUCCGGACCUGCCGGUGUUGAUUCGGGAGGCGCAGGGGACGCCUGCGAGGGUGUUUGCGCGGUUCGAAAAGGGCGUGGAGAAGCAUGUGGAAGUAGACAACCUUCCGUCAAAAGAGGUGGCGUCGAAAGUUGCGCAGCUACUGAGUGUCUAAUGCGGAGAUGUCUCUUGGGCAAUGGAUGAUGACUUUGGCGUGUCGAUUGCCGCGGACGGACAGACGAGUGAGCGAAAUGUAAUCCGGGGCUUAUCUCAGGUGAAGUCGGCUGAGUGGGUGAACUUCACCUCGGC